Molecule: messenger RNA, 1710 nt
Organism: Cuculus canorus (common cuckoo)
Lineage: Eukaryota; Metazoa; Chordata; Aves; Cuculiformes; Cuculidae
Gene: ACOT8
Product: acyl-CoA thioesterase 8
Exons: 6
Coding region: 67-984 (305 amino acids)
Biological process (GO): acyl-CoA metabolic process; fatty acid catabolic process
Cellular component (GO): peroxisomal matrix
Molecular function (GO): fatty acyl-CoA hydrolase activity
Source: RefSeq, a predicted model, not a curated record
CUUUCCCCGCGCGUGGGCGGGCCCUCGGCUGGUUGCCGGGGUGCCGGUUUAGGUGCGGGGGCAGCCAUGGCGGCGCCGAGUGGGGACUUGCGCAGCGUGCUGAUCACCAGCGUGCUCAACCUGGAGCGCCUGGACCUCGACCUGUUCAGGGGCCGCCACCACUGGGUCCCCGCCACACGGCGCCUCUUCGGCGGGCAGAUCGUGGGGCAGGCGCUGGUGGCCGCCGCCCGCGCCGUCAGCACCGGCGAGCAGGUCCACUCGGUGCAUUGCUACUUCGUGCGGGCAGGGGACCCCAAAGUGCCGGUGCUGUAUCAGGUGGAGCGGACCUGUACAGGGAGGAGCUUCUCUGUGCGUUCUGUAAAGGCCAUCCAGCAUGGAAAGCCCAUCUUCAUCUGCCAGGCCUCCUUCCAACUCUCCCAGGACAGCCCACUGCAGCACCAGUUCACCAUGCCCACUGUGCCGCCGCCCGAGGAGCUGCUGACGCAAGAGGAGCUCAUCCAGAAGUUCCUGCAGAAUCCUAACCUGGCAGAGAAAUACAGGAAGCACCUCAACAGGAUUCAAGCUGAAGAUGUGCCCAUUGACAUUAAACCCGUCAACCCCCCAGAUGUGUUCACCCUGGAGCCGCAGGAGCCAAAGCAGCUGUUCUGGGUGCGGGCACGAGGCUACAUAGGAGAGAUGGACUUGAAGGUGCACUGCUGUGUGGCGGCCUACAUCUCCGACUACGCCUUCCUGGGCACGGCCCUGCUCCCGCACCGGCAGUACCACGUCAAGUUCAUGGUGUCCCUCGACCAUUCCAUGUGGUUCCACGCACCCUUCCGAGCAGACCACUGGAUGCUGUACGAGUGCGAGAGCCCGUGGGCCGGUGGCUGCCGGGCGCUGGUGCAGGGGCGGCUGUGGCGCCAGGAUGGGGUCCUGGCUGCCACCUGUGCCCAGGAAGGGGUCAUCCGGGUGGACCAAAUGGCAAAUAACCAGAGCAAGCUGUAACUGAGGAGGCUGGCAGCAGCGGUUCUGUGGCUUCGGCAUGCAAGGAGGGGCCCUGGGACCAGCACAGAGGUGGACACGGCAGGACCGGGCAGCGGUGGGAAUAGGCUGGAUCCAGGACCACUGUGACCAACUGUCAGCUGCACAGCACAUAACGGCCACUGCCAUCAGCUACUUUUCACCUGCCCCAAAUAAAGCAACCAGGAGAACAGCUGAGCUCCAGUCCUGGAGUUCAUCCUCUUGGCUCCAGCUCUGCUCACCCGAGGGAGCCGCUUGGGGCAGGGGAGGGCAGGAUUGUGGGGGCCCGGGGCCACAGGCUGGGCACACGGGCGAGCACUGGGAGCUGGGGAAAGGGGACGAGUCGGGGCCCUCAGGGUGAGGGAUCCUGUGGGAAGUGUACACGGAGCAGGCGCCUGGCUCGGCCUCCUGGCUCGUUAAAUAAAGUCCUUUAUUGUGUUACUGAAGUUUUAGGGGAAGUUCCUGGCAAGAACCCCGAACCCUGCCAGGAGCCUUCCCGGUCCCUCAGGUCCAUCUGAAGUCCCACAGGUUGGGAGCGCCUGGCCCCGUGGGAUGGACCAGAUGGGGAGAAAGUGCAUUUCCAAGGCAGCUCCCAGGCAUGGGCUGUGCUGCCUGCAGGAGCACAGCGCUGCAUUCAGCUCAAUCCCUGCCCACAGCAUCAUCCUUGCUGUUCCUAGCCCCAUCCCGCCCACAACAUCGCCUUUGCUGCUC